UUUUCUCUCUCUAGCCAUGGCUGGUCCAUUUUAAUUUUUUGUUUUCCAUUUUUUUCUCAUUUGGAGCUCUGAAAUUUAUAAAUACAGAGAACCAAAUCAAGGAUUGAACCAAUCCCAGUUGAGUUUCACCAAGAUUUUCUAGUAAAUUUUUAAUUUUUCUGAGCAAGAAGAACCGAAAAAUUGGGUAUGGCUCAUGAAGAAGCAAUGAAGCAGCUUCAGUCUUUGAUAGAAGAUGUGGCGGAUGAGUCAAUGAAGGAGGCAUUUAAGAAUAUGCACCAAGGUAAUCCAACUGCGACAUUGGAGCGGUUUCUCAAAGCUAGGGACUGGAAUGUCUCAAAAGCGCACAAAAUGUUGAUUGAUUGUUUGAAAUGGAGGGUAACGAAUGACAUUGACAAUAUAUUAUCGAGACCUAUUGUCCCUGCUGAAUUAUAUAGAGCGGUGCGAGAUUCUCAGCUAAUGGGUCUCUCGGGCUACUCAAAAGAGGGUCUUCCUGUAAUUGCAGUUGGUGUUGGGCAAAGCACAUAUGACAAAGCAUCUGUGAAUUAUUAUCUGCAAUCACACAUUCAAAUGAAUGAAUAUAGGGAUCGUGUAGUAUUGCCUGCUGCAUCUAAAAAGUACAAACGGCACAUUAGUACCUGUCUGAAGGUUUUGGAUAUGACUGGAUUAAAGCUGUCAGCACUGAACCAGAUAAAGCUAAUGACUGCAAUAUCGACAGUAGAUGACUUGAAUUAUCCAGAGAAGACUGAAACAUAUUAUAUUGUCAAUGUCCCAUACAUGUUUUCAGCAUGUUGGAAGGUUGUAAAGCCUCUUCUGCAAGAAAGGACAAAGAGAAAAAUUCAAGUGCUGCAAGGGAAUGGGAGAGACGAGUUGUUGAAGAUAAUGGAUUAUGAUUCCCUCCCACAUUUUUGUCGAAAUGAAGGUUCCGGGUCAUCCCAGAAUGGAACUAUCCAAAAUUGUUUCUCUUUGGACCACCCAUUCCAUCAAAUGCUCUACAAUUACACAAAACAGCAAGCUGUGCUUAUGGAAUCCGUUUCACCAAUAAUACGACAUGGCUCAGUUCAUGUAGAUGUCCCUGAGCCAGACCCUGAAGAUGCCAAGAUUGCAGAGACCAUAGAGUCUGAGUUUCACAGGCUUGGCAAGAAUGGACUCAUGAAGACAUUGAGCGGCCCCAAAGUUGACGGAUAAUUAGAAUUUCAGAGAAUACUAAUUACACAUUUGUGGCUAAUGCAUUGUCCUCAAUUCCCAACACUUUAUGGCCUCUGUCACAUGUGAUGUUGAGCCAUGGAGGUUUUGUACUUAAGCCAUUAUAAUGUAGCAUUGGCUUGCACCAGGUUCAGAUUGAUGCAAGAGAUGCAAUAACUAAUUUGUUGUAGCUUCACACUCUCACCACGUUUGUGUGGUUUUUCAUAUUCUACUGAUAACAGAGUAAAGCUCUUCUGAUUUUUAAAUGCUAGAGUUCUCUUCUGCACGUUAUAAGCUUCCAUGGCAAGUGCCAUUGCAGCAGGCAAGGCACUGCCUGUAUGACUUGAGACUGUCUGCAUGAAAUUAAGCACUUUGUAUUAGGUAUUAGUGAAAAUGCAAACUUUUUGUGUGAAGUCUUUUGUAUAAGUUGAAAUGAUCAAAAUAAUUUUAUAUGAUUAACACAAUCUUUUCUAGUUCCUUCAA
Mangifera indica (mango) is the source of this 1665-nucleotide messenger RNA. RefSeq names its product phosphatidylinositol/phosphatidylcholine transfer protein SFH9-like. Bases 187 to 1185 code for a protein of 332 amino acids. Lineage: Eukaryota; Viridiplantae; Streptophyta; Magnoliopsida; Sapindales; Anacardiaceae. The transcript has 11 exons. The record is from RefSeq and is a predicted model, not a curated record.